CGUUAGGCCAAGAACACCAAAACACUUGAUCGCUACUCCUGCUUGGAGACCAAGGAACUAAUUCGAACACACUGGAGAGUUCAUGCUCACGAAUUUUAAGAAAUUGCCUGAAAUAUGAACGAUUUGUAAAUGUAUGUGAAGAAAAAUUAAUGAUGAUGAUGACAACGUUAAGGAGAGGUGUAGCAGGAGCUAGUAGGUUAAAUGCUUCGCGUUUCUUCUCAUCAUCGUUGCAUUCUGGUGGUGUUGCCGGUGAUUUAGCGGCGGAUGAUCUGGUUUUGGACGAUGUACCUGUAUCCGCUCCGGUUACCUCUGUGAAGUCUGAUACAAUACCUACGCUUCUCCAGCCGCGCGUCGUGAUAUAUGAUGGCGUUUGUCAUCUCUGUCAUCGAGGUGUGAAAUUAGUGAUCAACGCAGACAAAGAUAGGAAAAUCAAGUUCUGUUGUCUGCAAUCCAAAGCUGCUGAACCAUACAUGAGAAUAUGUGGUGUGGAUCGUGAGGAUGUUCUUCGUCGAUUUUUGUUCAUUGAAGGACCAGAAGCAUACCACCAAGGGUCAACUGCUGCGCUGAAGGUGCUUUCUUACUUGCCAUUGCCAUAUUCAGCAUUGAGCUCUCUCAUGGUUGUUCCGAUUCCAAUACGAGAUGCUGCAUAUGACUAUAUUGCUAAGAAAAGAUACGACUGGUUUGGUAAGGACACAAAUUGUUUAGUCUUGAAAGAGAAAGAAUUGCUUGAAAGGUUUAUUGAUAGAGAUGAAAUGAUUCACAAGAAAUGGUCAGACUAGUAAUUCUUCAUGUUUUAGGUAAGUUCUCUCUCAUCCCUGUUUACCAUAUUUCAGAUAGAAGCUUACAUUAUUUUUAAGAUGUAAAUGCGUAGUUGAAGUUCCAAAUAUGAUGUUUGGUUCUGUGAACUUUUUACUGUCUUUUGAGUCCCUAAUUUAUAGUCACAGAGUUUCGGGUGUUGGAGCAUUUACACAAUCUAUAUUCCCAUUGUUCAUGCCCUUUUAUUAAUAGAUUAGGGUUAAAGGUGUGCAUUUAUGCAACUAUGUUUUACCUUUUUUUUAUUAUACAAGGUAUGCAAUGGGUUUCGUUUUA
Molecule: messenger RNA, 1089 nt
Organism: Lactuca sativa (garden lettuce)
Lineage: Eukaryota; Viridiplantae; Streptophyta; Magnoliopsida; Asterales; Asteraceae
Product: Putative thiol-disulfide oxidoreductase DCC
Molecular function (GO): protein-disulfide reductase activity
Source: RefSeq, a predicted model, not a curated record